UCUAAUAUGUUAAUCAUGCUAUCAGCAUUUUAUCAGGAUGUUCUUGACCUCAGAGGAAAGAUAAAAGUUAAGACAUGUUCUAGAGGCAUCACAUACACUGCUGCCUAUUCUCAAGACAAUAGUGCCAUGAUUUAUCUGCUGUGUACUCUGGUCUGCGCCAUACUGGUAUAUGUUGAGGCAGUAUUGCCUCAACUGCCUGACUGCCAGAGACUGGAAGACCACGUCCUUGACUCCGCCAACCCCAUCGAUGUCUUUGGUGCAAACCAGGAAAUAGGUCAAAGAGCAGUUCCCGUCAGGAACGCCAAUCUCCGCAGCCGCGGGCCCAUCCCCACUCACCACUUCGCCACCAGCCAGAUCAAAGUGAAGGACCGGCCCGAACCGCUGAGGAUUUUUCCGUAUGAAGCUCACCUGGACACUGCCGGCGUUGUCUACGAUGCCUACACCAUGGAGCGCUGGUACGACCCUAAACGCACAGAUGUGAUGGACCAGCAGUCUGCUUGGGAGGCCGGCCGGCCGUGGAACAAGCUUAAUGACAUGGGCACCAACCUCAAACAAAUGGUGUCCGGGCCCGAUGGCAAUCCACUUGGUGUUUUCACAGGUAAAUCCGGGGUGCGCCUGGGAAUGGCGGGCAGUGGUGAGCCCAUCAUGACUGAUUUUGGAGACCUGUACGCCAACUUCCUGUUUACUGGAGCUGGCGGCACCAUGGAGGUACCAGUUGUACGUGGCGCCACUUUGGUCACCCACAUCUACAAAAACGCGAACCCUGUUGUCAAGCCUUACUGCCUGUCGUCUGUCGCGGGCCAUGCUGCGCACUUUGAGUGUCCCGUGGAAGGAUCUGCUUCUGACGGCGGUUCGGGUUAUCUGGAGGGCUCGUGUCAAGGCUCCACAUUGAAGAUUUUGCUUCACAACUCCAAGGUGCUGCACGACUUCUCCAAUGUUCAGUGGGCAGCCUCGCCAUCUUCGAACUGGAACCGCGCCAUGCACAACUGCGAUGCAGCACACUGUCGUCUGACGGACGGCGGCAAGACCGUGGAGAUCACAGUCCCUAAUGCCAACGGGGAGAUGAGCUAUGCUGUCAACGUCAUCGGCAAGUACGUGCUUCCCAAUGACUGGGGCAACGCCCCCCAGAGGGCGCACUGCAACCGGCGGAGACGUGGCGUGGCGGACAUCUCUCUCUCCGCCACGUGCAGCAGCGACAGACGACUGACCAUCCAGAUCGACCUCGCUGACGUCACCAUCAAGAGCGUUGGCCAGAUCCAGUUUGCCGUGGAAAGCGCCUCACUGUGGACGAGUCAGUUCGUUCCCGGCAUGCACAAUUGUGAUGCAAGCACGUGUUCACAGCAAGGCAACCGUGUUACCAUCCACGCACAGGCUCCCAGUGCAGACUACAAACUGGCAGUCAACAUUAUAAGCGUUACAACACUUCCUCUCGAAAACUGGCUACAGGCUCCUUUCCAUGGCAAGUGCGAUGGCUCUACUGUCAGCAGCUCAGGUGGUACACACGUCACUUCCGCCCCUGGCAACCCAACUACUAGGCCGGGCGACACCCAACCCUUUGCUCUCAGCUCCAAUACUAAAUUUCUCUUGGAGCUUGACGAGCCGGGUGGUGCGCUGAGCGGACAAACGAGAAAAUUCAUCCUGUACUUCUCCAGCCCCGUGCGGGCCUCAGUGAACUCCGGCACCAGCGAAAUUUCCUUUGAGCCACAGUCGGGUGGCCGCUACUCGGGCCUUGUCCAGUUGGGGUACUUGGGAGUUGGACCAAAAGGGGAUACUUCUAAGAGCAACGCUCUGGACCAGUAUCAUGGCAUCUACUCCUACAAGCCCACAGUCAGUUCCUGUGUUAGUGACUCAAGAGCCAAAGCGUAUCUUAGCUUUGACUGGAACCCUGUGGACCAGAACGGCCACCCAACGUCCAGGCAGCUUCUGAUGGUCACCUUGCCUCAUCAGGAAUACAACAUGAGGAGUCAGUUCGCCAGCAACCUGCGGGACUCGGUCUUCGGCUUCCGCACGUACGAGGGCAACAGCUGGCUGCAGCAGUACGACGUGCCGCACACGCCGGUGGACCCCGACACGGCUGCCGUCAACCGCAUCAAGCAGAACGGCGCGCAGCUCAACGAUAUUAUCAGUGCCAUACAGCGAGACGCCGCCAACGUCAACCUGGACGCCGUGUGCGCUCACUCCGACAGCUACAACGCCGGCAAGGCCAUCGGCAUGGCAACUCGCCUGGCUUCCAUCUCCAGGGCGUUUGGAACAAGUCAUUUCCGUGAUUUGGACACAAUGAUCGGGCAAUGUUUGAGCAAGUGGCUCCGGGUGGAGGACACACUGGAUAACAUGUGGAAGUUUCACUACGACACUGUGUGGGGCGGACUUUUCUUGAGGGCCACCAACGGAGAUCUGGACUGGGGGGUCGACUAUGGCUUCCCCUACUAUAACGACCACCAUUUUCACCUGGGCUACUUCCUGUAUGCUAUGGCUUACUACGUCAAAUACCACCCAGGUUGGGGGGCAGACCACAAGGACAGGAUAUACCUGGUGGCUAGGGACGUGGGCAAUCCCAGCUGGCGCGACCCCCACUUCCCCGUGGUCCGGCACCAGGACAUCUACAACGGCUUUUCCUGGGCCUCGGGGCUGGGGCCCGGCGAGAGGCAGGAGGAGUCAGCUUCCGAAAGCAUCAACUGCUACCACGCUCUAGCGGCUCUCGGUGACGCGUUCAACGACCCGUAUCUGAAGCACGCAGGCCAACUACACCUGGCCAUGGAGAUUGCUUCAGUGCGAGAGUACUGGCAGGUGAGGGCGCACAACAGGAAUCAUUUCCCGCCGAUGCUCCAAAAAACUGGCGUGGUGGGACAAAUUGCUGAAGGGGCAUGGUACGUGUACACACUGGACUGGCCUUGUGAUCCCAACCGCUUCCCCAUGCGUCACGGGUGUCUGGUGGGCAUACAGGUCAUACCCAUCACGGCAGUGUCCAAGCACUGGGUGGACCAGGAAUGGGCGGGAAGCAUCAAGGAAAUAUGUGAGAUGGCCAUUAACCCACGUCUGGCUGCUGACUACUCCAAGGUGGAUCCCAACGACCACGACUUCCGGGAGCUGACCUCAGGUUGGCAGGCAUUUUGCUACGCCGCCAUGGCUCCCCUUGACGAGGCUCACAGGACGCGGGCGGCCGACUACCUGAGGACCAAGCGGCCGCAGGAUCUGGUGGCCGGGAGUGGUGCUGCCAGCACACUUCUCUUUAUCUAUGGCUCAACUUGAUAUGAAAGACAUAUAAAAUGAGUAAUGAUUUGUCCUAGUCA
Messenger RNA from Pomacea canaliculata, 3290 nucleotides. RefSeq lists its product as uncharacterized. The transcript has 18 exons. NCBI's taxonomy places the organism in Eukaryota, Metazoa, Mollusca, Gastropoda, Architaenioglossa, Ampullariidae. The record is from RefSeq and is a predicted model, not a curated record. The coding region runs from base 7 to 3249 and encodes 1080 amino acids. Gene Ontology annotation, molecular function: endo-1,3(4)-beta-glucanase activity.